Messenger RNA from Setaria italica (foxtail millet), 3259 nucleotides. Its product is annotated as pentatricopeptide repeat-containing protein At2g26790, mitochondrial. NCBI's taxonomy places the organism in Eukaryota, Viridiplantae, Streptophyta, Magnoliopsida, Poales, Poaceae. The record is from RefSeq and is a predicted model, not a curated record. Gene Ontology annotation, molecular function: protein binding. The transcript has 2 exons. The coding region runs from base 561 to 2951 and encodes 796 amino acids.
GAAGCAUUUUUCCGUACAGCCCAAUCAGCAUACCAGGCAAUUCACACAGAAGAAGCCCAAUUAUCCAAGGCUCCUCCGUCCGGUAGUGGGCUUUACGCCCAGGCUCCAGGCGCGCGCGGCGGGGCCAGAGCACAGAGCGAGCGAACACACGGCGGCGGCGGCAGGUGGAAACCUUUUCCUUGCGGCGGCCGGCGGGAAAGCAGGCAAGCAGCUGCGGGCUGCGAGCUGGCCGCUGAGGAGAGUGAAGGCGCGGAACCGCGGCACCCGCCGCUUUGCGGAGGAGGGCGUGGAGCCGUGGAGGGGCAGCGGGCGCGCCGGCGGGCAGCAGCAGGUUGGCUUGCGCGGCGCCUGGAGAAGGCCGUACGUGGCAGGGCCGCAGGGGCAGUCGUGCGGCGACGGAGAGAGAGAGGUGUGAGUUGAGCAGCUGAGCAGGCCGAGCUCGACUUACCGAACGGCGGUAGCUUGCUGUCCGAGCAGGUGGGUAAAGCAAGGCCGGUUCUUCUUUUUUCCCCAAUGAGGGUUGAGGGGUCGAAUGCAGAGCUGAAAGAUCCAUAUUUACCAUGCUCGUCUGGCGUCGACCCAAAUGCGCAGCUGAAUGGUUCAGACACUGGAUGGUUUUCUCCCGGGAAACUUUUUCUUGCCCGUUCUCAGCGCUCGCCACUGCAGUUCAGUCAGACUCCUCCAGUGGUGAUGAGAAGCCGGAUUCUGUUCUCGGCAAUAAAAUCAUCCGGAGACAACCCCGUGGAUUAAGCUCUGAUAGCAUUGUGCAGACGCUCCGCUGCCUAAGGAGGAAGCCUGCGGUUGCAUUUGCCUACUUCAAAGAUACGGAGAGCAUUGGGUUUCACCAUGAUUUUUCAACCUACUCAGAGAUCAUACAUAUUUUAACCCAUUCACUCCAGGGGAAGAUGUUGAUAUCCUUGUUCUGUGAGAUUGUUUCGCCAACUGGUAGUGGUGGUCCUGAAAUCUUAGCACUCAUGAAUCACCUCAGAAGAACAUGCGCCGCUCCUCACGCACUCUCAUUUGCAAUCAAUUGCUUGAUCAAGGCAUACACCAUGUGCCAUGAUGCACAGGCCACAAUAGACAUGCUUAGCCAUCUUUGCAGGCUUGGAUAUGUUCCAUCAGCUUGGGCUUGCAAUUUUGUUCUCAAAUUUGUAGCACAGAGCAGUGGAACAGAGAUGGUUGUCGCAGCUUAUGAUCAAAUGAAGUGCUCUCAGAUGACUCUGGAUGCUGAUUCAUUGAACAUAGUCACUAGGUCGCUUUUUAAAGCAAAGAAGGCAGACGAAGCAGUUCAAUUGUGGGUUGAGAUGGUUGAAAUAGGAGUGAAGCCGCAUGGAUACUCAUCAUUUGUAAUUGGUCUUUGUGGUUGUGGAAAGUAUGAUCUAGCUUAUGAGGUUCUUCAAUGGGUCAGCCAGGAGAGGGUCCCGAUUGAGGCCGUGGCUUAUAACAUGGCAAUGGAUGGACUAUGCAAAGAAAUGAGAUUGGAGGCAGCUGAAAAGAUAUUGGAGUUAAAGGCCAAACAAGGAUGUGUCCCUGAUGUAUAUGGUUAUAGCUAUCUCAUUCGUAGUUAUUGCAAAAUUGGCAACAUAUUAAAGGCGGUAGAUCAUUGUGAGGCCAUGGAAUCCCACGGUAUCAAGAUUAAUUGUCAUAUUGUUGGUUAUCUUCUACAAUGCUUAAGGAAGUUAGGCAAGACGUUUGAAGUUGUUGUGCACUUCGAGAAAUUUAGGGAUUCAGGGAUCUAUCUUGAUAAGGUGGUAUAUAACAUUGCUAUUGAUGCUUAUUGCAAGCUCGGAAACAUGAAUGAGGCAGUUAAUCUACUGAAUGAAAUGAUGUCUAGGGGUUUGGUACCUGAUAGAAUCCACUAUACAUGCCUGAUCAAUGGUUACUGUCUGACGGGAGAAAUGCAAAAGGCCCAGCAGGAAUUCAUGAAGAUGCUUAAGGCGAAUAUAAAACCAGACAUAGUUACCUGUAACAUAUUGGCCACUGGAUUUGGCAGGAGUGGUCUCUUUAUGGAGAUAUUUGACCUUCUAAACCUUAUGAUGGCUGAAGGGUUGCAGCCUACUUCACUUAUCUAUGGUGUAGCAAUUGAUAGCCUUUGUAAACGAGGCAAGCUUAGCGAAGCAGAAAAGUUAUUUUAUACAGUUGAAGAAAAAGGGAUAGAUAAUAUUGAAGCACUACAUAGUGCCAUGGUCUGUGGCUAUUUGAAUUCAGGUUGGAGUAACUAUGCUUACAUGCUUUUUCUUAGGGUUACUCAGCAAGGAAAUCUUGUGGAUCAUUUUGCAUGUUCAAAAUUGAUAGAUGACCUUUGUAGAGAUGAAAAUGUCAAAGAAGCUUCAGAUGUACUGAGCAUGAUGCUAAAAAAAAAUGUUGUUCCUGAUGUAGUUUCGUAUACCCAUCUCAUAUCAGCUUAUUGUCAGACAGGAGAUAUGAGCACUGCUCUCUUAUGGUUCGACGAUAUGGUUGGGCGAGGUUGUUCUCCUGAUGCUACUGUAUACACAGUGCUGAUGAAUGGGUACUGCAGGGCUGGUCAGUUUCAAGAAGCAUGGAAAUUAUUUGAUCAGAUGGUAAAACUUAACAUUAAGCCUGAUGUAGUUGCAUACACAGUCCUAUUGAACGGUACCCUAAAGGAAACCAUACAAAGAGGGUUGCAGGGCUUUGCUAAGGAGAGGAGGCGCUAUCUUCUUAGAGAAAAGCAUCAGAAGUUGCUGAGCUCUAUGGAAGGUGAGGAUAUCGAACCUGAUGUACAAUGUUACACGGUAUUGAUAGAUGGACGGUGCAAGGCAGAAUUUCUUGAGGAAGCUCGGGUACUGUUUGAUGAAAUGUUUCAGAAAGGGCUUACUCCUGAUGUUGACACAUACAGAGUGCUAAUAGAUGGAUAUCGUAGACAGGGAGAAAUAAGAAAGGCUGAGGUUCUUCAAAAAAUGAAAGAUAAGCUCACGAGUCCAGAUGUUUAGACAUACAGAGCUCUUAUAUAUGGAUAUUGUAGCCAGGGAGAGAGAGCGAAGGCUGACGAUAUUUUUCAAGAAAUGAUUCAAAUGAACGAUGAGGGCAUGGGUUAAGAUGUACUGAAUGUUUCAGUGUCACAACAGAAAACCUUGAAAUCUUAGAAGGCUCAGUUGUAUUUAUGAUCUCCCAGUUAUAUGUUGUUGAAAAAGUAUGGCAACAACAGAUAGGUACUAUUCUAUGUUUAGUUGUAUAUAGCAUUGACAAUCAUCAAAUUUAUUCAAACUAAUUUUUUGGCUUUCACAUGAAUAUGCCAUCA